CUAUCUGCCGCCGAUGGUUGCCCAUACUCAGAAGAUUCUCAUUCUCUUUACCAGAUUUUCAAAUUUUUUAAAAAAAUUCAAAAACCUUAUAUUUAUAAUUUUAAUAUAAAUAAUUUUAAUAUUGUUAUUAUUAUUAUUAUUGUUGUCAUUUAUGUUCUGUUAGCAAUCUUAUUCAUUAACGAAUGAAUUGAUUGCUGAAGGAGACGCGACUAUCAUUUUCGUCACAUUUAGAAAAGAAAAAAAAAAAAAGCUUAAGUUCUGGCAAAAAACGAAAGGAAGAAAGAAAUGUUGUGUCGCAAAAAUUCGAGUUGUGAGGAGACAGGAUCAGUACCAGUGUAUCUCAAUGUGUAUGAUCUAACACCAAUUAAUGGCUAUGCAUAUUGGUUUGGACUUGGGGUGUAUCAUUCUGGUGUUCAAGUUCAUGGGGUUGAAUAUGCGUUUGGAGCUCAUGAGUAUCCAACGACGGGAAUAUUUGAAGCAGAACCUAAACAAUGUGAUGGGUUCACGUUUAGGAAAUCAAUUUUGAUUGGAAAAACAGAUUUGGGGCCUGCAGAUGUGAGGGGAGUAAUGGAGGAUCUAGCAGAGGAGUACAAAGGGAAUGCCUACAAUUUAAUCACCAAGAAUUGUAACCAUUUCUGCAAUGAUGCUUGUGUCAGAUUGACUGGGAAUCCAAUCCCGAGUUGGGUUAAUCGGCUUGCUAGAAUUGGCUUCUUCUGCAACUGUGUUCUUCCGGUGACCUUAAAUGCAACCAAAGUCCGGCAUCAUAGAAUUGAAGACAAGCCUUGUGAAGCAGAGAAGAAGAAACUGACAAGCAGCUCUAACAGAUUCACAUCUUCUUCAAAUUCUUCUUCAUCUUCAAAUUCAUCGCCUUCCAUCACUCAAACUCGCGGUAGAAGCAGAAGCAGACGUUCGCUGCCUCCAUCUUCACCUUUGAUUCUUGGACCUUCAUCAUCUUGAUGAUAAAAAAUUGGGCAGUGUAAUUGAAUCAAAUGCUCACAAGAGGAGCCCCCAAAAGAAAGAAAAAAAAAAGCAAAGCAAAGCAAAUCAUUGAUUUUUUUUGCAUUCUUUUCUUGUGAUUUUUAUGAUGCUAACGGUUGUCUUGAGAAAUCUUUGCAGGCAUGAUAUAUCUGUACAUGUGUAUGUUAUCAAUUUUUUGGGGAAAGUGAUGUUUUGUGUCUGCAAAUAUCAUCACAACUUGAUCUCCUCCUCCUGUAGCCAGAAAAUGUUGUUCCCUUUACCAUUUGAAUUGCCUUGGAAGCAUGGGGAUGUUCAUUAGGCCUAUAACCCCCUUCCUUUCACAUUUGCAAAACAAUGUAAUUUGAACUAGUCAUGAAUCGACCAAGUCAUUAUUAUCUCUAA
Theobroma cacao (cacao) is the source of this 1359-nucleotide messenger RNA. Its product is annotated as PPPDE putative thiol peptidase family protein. Gene Ontology annotation, molecular function: deubiquitinase activity. The record is from RefSeq and is a predicted model, not a curated record. NCBI's taxonomy places the organism in Eukaryota, Viridiplantae, Streptophyta, Magnoliopsida, Malvales, Malvaceae. Gene Ontology annotation, biological process: protein deubiquitination.